AUGGAGCAAACGGAGCAGACGGAGCAAAGGAUCAAAGGUGUACAAGUAAAUGUACAUGGUUUGAGGAGGAUCAAAAGGACGAAUGUGAAUUUCCUGUUUGAUGACAUAAAAAAAAGUAAAAAUGUUGAAGAACUGUUUUGGGAAAUAUCCAGAUGUAAUAAUAAAAUACAGAGUCUAAACAUCUUUGAAGGAGAACCAGUGAUAAAAUUAAGGAGAACGACAGAGACAGAUGUAGAAGUGAAUUACAUUAUAAAAGAGCGAAAUAACAAUUAUGUUAUAGGGACAAAUGUAAAUAACCGUGGAGAAGUAACAGGAGAUUUUGAGGUGCACAUGCCAUAUAUCUUCAAAUCAAUAAACAGUAUUGAAUUCAAAUCGAACAUAAGUAGUUUAUAUACAAACAAUUUUGCAAUUCGUUUCUUAAUUCCACAAAUAAGUAAGAAAAUAAAUUUUAAUUUAAUUCUUGAAGCUAAUCUAAGUAAUAUAAAUAACACACAACAUGCUUCUUAUAUGAUAAAAACUAACUCAUUUAAAACCAUUCUUGUAAAUCAAAAUCAUACACUUAUUUGGGAUAUAAGUUAUAAUACCAUUUUUCAUAAAAUAUGCAAAAAUUUUAUUCCAUCUGAUUUUGUGUUGAAAAUUCCUGGAAAUUAUAUCAAACAUAGUCUUCGUCAUGUGUACAAGAACAACCAGUUGCGUUACGACCUACCUGCUCUGGAAAAGUGCACAAAUGAGAGUGUCCACUUGAAGGUCGGAACCAACGGAGGUACAAAGGGCAACAUCAAAGGGGACUCAAACCCAGAUGAUCAAGGGGGCUGGCAUGGGAAUCCUGGACAAACACACACCAAUUACCCCACCUCUGGAUACUUCUACCAAGUGGAAAAUGAAAUUUCGCUUCCCUUUUGUGAAUGUAAUUUUUUUAGAAAUCAUUUUCAUUAUUUGUUUGUAAAACGGUUAAGCAAUAAAAUGUUCACAUAUAUGAUGUUUACAAAUGGUAUAAAGCAUGACUUUAAUAAGGCCAACCCAUACCACUUGGGAGCUUUUCAUUUUAGUGGGAGCAUUGGUAGUUCAUUAACCUUCAGAGGGUUUGAACAUAACAGCAUUGGGAAUACAGAUGUAUGCUACAAGUUCAACAGAAAAAAAAGAGAUUAUGAAAUUAAUUAUAAUUAUUUAGGGUCUAAUUUUAUCACAAGUUUUCAACUUGUAUUUAAAUACAUUUUAAAUUUUCAAAAUAUUAAUCCUAUUCUUUUUUUUUAUGUACAAUUGGGAAGAUUAAGCAAUCAGUUCUUUUCCUCUUUUAAUCAAUUAAAAAACGACACACGCGUGUCAGUUGGAAUUGGAUUCAUGACAUACAUUCAGAGGAACGUGUCCCUUGAACUCUUUUUCAAUUAUCCGCUCCUCCAUCAGCUCACUGACAGAACAAAGUAUUUCCAGGUCGGUUUGAACUUCAAGGGCAUGUUGUGA
This is a messenger RNA of Plasmodium gonderi, 1461 nucleotides long. Its product is annotated as sorting assembly machinery 50 kDa subunit. The coding region runs from base 1 to 1461 and encodes 486 amino acids. The transcript has a single exon. The record is from RefSeq and is a predicted model, not a curated record. Lineage: Eukaryota; Apicomplexa; Aconoidasida; Haemosporida; Plasmodiidae.